Molecule: messenger RNA, 294 nt
Organism: Staurois parvus
Lineage: Eukaryota; Metazoa; Chordata; Amphibia; Anura; Ranidae
Source: the annotation of a GenBank genome assembly
UAAUUUGCCAUAAUGUUCAUUUUUGUCAGCAGUAGGGGUCAGGGGCGGACUGACCAUUUGGAAACUCGGGCACUGCCCGAGGGCCCGGGGUCAGUAGGGGGCCCUAUGAGAUGCCCCUGGUACCUUUUUCAUAGGCUUUUUUGAGUUUGGGCAAGGGCACAGGGGCCCCAUGAUCCGCUAUUGCCUGGGGGCCCCAUGAGUUGUCAGUCCGCCCCUGUCCGCCCCUGCCCUGGACACAGACAGUGUGCGUUCAGAGUCGUUGUUUCUGCGGCAUUCUGGCUGAAUCUAAUAUGU